GAGUUUAACCUGCUUUGUCAAAAUUGGAUUAUUUGUGAUAAAUGCUCUCCAUGCCAUUAAGCCUGUAGUUAGCCUGUGGUACAUUGAGCCCGUGGUGAGCCUGUGGUGACCGUAAAAAUGAAGCAGAAACUUAGUUUGGCAGCUUUCCUGGGUGUAUUAAUCUGCAAAUAAUAUGAAAUAUUUGAAAUGAUCAAAGCUGUAUUUCUGAACUCUCAUUCAAAGUGGAAAAGAGAAAGGUAUUACUAAAGGAAGGGUGAUCUCCUAUGCUGCGCAGAUAGCGGAGGGAAUGAUGUUCUUGCACAGCAAGGUAAGUUAUCAUUGGGCAAUGGAGGCCAACCGUUCAUUAAACCUUAAUUUUUGACCUACAAAUAAAGAAAAAUACAGGCAAAACAAAGGCGUAAAAUUGUCAAGAGGUCAGUGAAUUGGAUGACAAAGCCAAAAGCUUGACUCCAGGUUUCAUAUCGUUAGUAGCUUGAAUAUGAUUCUCUGGGCGAGUGCAAUGACACUUUUAUUCUCGGUUACUGGCCUUUCGUUACCUCGUUUGUGAUGUAAUUAUUAGAGUCAAAGGUCCGUGUGUCACUUAUUCCUGUAUGUUCUGUGGAGACCAACAGGGCAACUCCCUUAUAAAACUGUUUGAUCACCUAUCGGAAAUCACCUGUUGUUAACAGUUAUUAUCAGUUAUCGAGUAACAUUAAAUAUAAAAGCUUUUGAAAACGUUUAACAUUGCUUGUUAUUUAUUUUGAUGGGUUCUAGUCCCCCGGCUAAAUCACCAUCUGCGCUUACCACAUUUAGAAGAUGAAUUCAACAUACCAUUCGAUGGAAUAUUGCUAAGCAGCCUAGCUGUUUAUGGCUGAGUGAGCCAAACAAAAUGGUGUACACCGCUAUCCAAAGACGAAAUAGCCCAAUUUCUGACGAAAACUGAGCGGACGAAAUGCAAUAAUACACAAAAAGAAUUUUGCUCGAUGGAUGUCAUCUACUUUUCAAGGUGUACUCGCGGGAAAAAAAAAAAAAAAACAUUUGUUUAUAUUACGAUACCGUGCCGAAAAACAAGAAAUGUUCGAGGAAUGUCUACGAGAAAACAAGUUUGUUAAGAACUUGGAGAUAUUUUGAAGGAGUAAUAAGACAAAUGCUUAAUUCGGCUUUCGUAUGAUGAGAACAAUUAUGGACCGCGGUGUAUAAAAUCAUCCUCGCUCUGCAUAAUUCUUCACAUCACACUCAGCCUCUUUUAAAAGUUGCUAAAUUAAUGUUGCCGUUUUAUUUAUUAACCUUUAGGACUGCGUUCACGGACGCCUUAGUGCGCACAAUGUGUUGGUGGCCAGUGAAGACUGCGUCAAGAUCAGUGACUCUGGAUUGUUGAACUUGGUGGAGAACAAACAGAGCUUCUAUGCCUCCAGAAAGGAAAAUGGGUAAAGCAGCCAAACUUACGUAUUUAUAUUUUCAAAUUGGUCCUCUUGGAGCACUUGGUUUUCUUCUAACAGACAUCAGAUAAAAUAUGACAUUUGCAUAGCGUCAGGAAACCUAACCCAUAGUCAGUGGCUUUAUAGUCAAUGUUUAUUACAGCAUUUUUAUCGUGUAUCGUGUUUGAUUUUGCUAACAGUUGAGUUUGUUUACGUCCCGGUUAGGUUCAGCUACUGUUGGUUUUCACCUCUGUCGCUCCAGUCGCAUUCUUUCGACAAGAAAAGCGAUGUUUGGGCUUUUGGUGUGACUGUCUGGGAGAUGUUUGUGAUGAAAAAGCCCUUUCAUUGCAACUUGGAAGACCGAGUAUUAACAAGAGACGAGGUGAACAUUUUCUUGGUCAUAGCUACAAUCAUGGACUAAAGUCUUGGCACACUUUUGCAUUUCAAAUGCAGAGAGUUUGGUGCGUUUUCUAAUUCACACAUGCCCAACCCCUCCUCUCACGCGAUAAAUAACGCGUUGGACGCGCGUAUCCAGAAUUUAUUCCGAGUUUCAACUUUGUAUAAGGUUAGGGCGGGGGAGGGGUGGGGGGAGAGAACUGCAAGGAAGCUCUUCUUUAUGAGGGAACCCAGAAAUUACAGAAAUAUGAAUACUGCUUUACUGUCCCAAGGACGUUUGUCCAUGAUUGUAGUUGUUAUAAACAGCUGAAACCAUAUUGAAUGUUUAUAGUAUUGUGAAGACUCUUGUGAACAUUUUGGGAGGACGAAUUAAUCCUUGCCUUAUCUGCCUGUUGAGUAAAAAACCAUCCCUUGCUUAACUAGUUAGCCAGAGAACUUAGCGUGUUCGGUUGGUAGCUGUGUAAUGUUUUCUUUGAAUGAUUCCUCGUUUUCAUUCUGAGUAUUAUUGCAGCUGAUUUACAACCACUUCACAGAAUAAAAUAAAAGGCGAUAAAGCAGUGUAUAGAAUGUUUUAUUUGACUCUUCACAAUCAGGAACUUUCAGCAUGCACUCUGCUUGUUGCAGGGUAGCUGCGAUAUGGAUUACAAAACCUGCAAGCGAGUUUUUUGUGUCAUAUUGGACUACAGUAAAAACCCGCGAGGAAAAACCUGGUCUUUAAGAACCUGAGGCCCCCUCUUGAACCUGUUUAGCAUAAAAUUCGACACAGGUUCCCAUUUUCUAAAAUCUAUGAAGACUUUCUGUAUACUGCUUGGGCAAAUAAGGUAUUGUGUUACAAUACAUGUAUGCUAUGUUCUGAAGGAGGACUUCAAAAUAUAUCUGGUCAGUGCUUCAGUUCUUCUUCUUAAAGUCAUUUUUACAUAAAUGCUAAUUUGGUAUUCAGAUUUUAUGUAAGAAAUAAGUUGAAUACCACUAAAUACUCUUAACUACAAUGUAUUUUUCCAUCAGAGAAUAAGAACGUAUUUGAGAACCUAAAUAGCCUACCAUUUAUGUAACAACUUGUGCAGGCUUUCUUCGGAAAAUACAGGUACCGUAUUUACGAGGCCCUAAUUGGUGUGAUUUUUUUUUUAAUUUUAGGUUUUGAGCCGGUACUUGCAAGGACAGUAUCUUAAUCCACACAGGUCAGAGAAACUUUGUAACAAAUUUAGGCCGAAGGCUUGUUUCCUCCUUUUGGAAUGCAACAUGGAAACCAAAUUAAAAGAUGACUUGCUUAGCUAUGCUAAGCUAUCCUGUUACAUUUCGCGCACAAGAAAUCGUUAACCCCAGCGGAAUGUUUGUUCUAAAAUCAGGAUAAAUUUAUUGCCACAAAGCAGGUCUAGAAAACACUAUUCACAAGCCUGAGAAAACAGCCGUUAUUUCGCUACGACACCACUGGUUCCCCGUCGAAAUGACGUCUGAGACUCGAGUGCGGAAAUUCCAUUCUGAUGACGCGUCACUACCCAAUUCAAAUUGUCAUCCACUAAGAAACACUAUCCAGAUCUGGGUAGUGACGCGUCAUCAGCAUGGAAUUUCUGCGCUCGAUUCUCAGACGUCGUUUCGGCGGGGAACUAGGGGUGACGUCGCGAUAUAACGGCUGGUUUUCUCAGGCUAACUAUUCACGCGCUUCUGAAAGUUGUUUUCGUCGGACUCGUCACCGGGUCAUCUAGUAUGACGAUAUGUCUCUUACAAUAUCUCUCUCUCCCAGAAAAUCAUAAUGGACAAACGCCUAUUGCCUUUCCUCCUCUUUGGUUGACAUAGAUGAUGUGUUUCAAUUUUUCUCCUCGGUUUAAAUUUAUUGCCAUGGCUUUAUGGUGAUUUGGGUAAUUUGUAAGCAAAGGAAAAUAUAAUUUAAACCAAGGAUAUGUAAGAGUUACAAAAAUAAUAUCAUAGGUGACGAAUUACUCCUUAAUUUUGGCGUGAAAUUUCAGCGUCAAUAUGUAAUUUCACAUGUGAAAUUACAAAAUUGCCAUGGCAACCUUCCGUACGUCUCAGUGUCAAAAUGGCGACGAAGUUUUAAAAUGCCAUGAAUGAAGAUGUCAGGGCACAAAAAGACUGAAUACACGAAAGAGCACAUCAAGAAGGAUUCUAACAGGUAUUUUGUCGAAAAACUCUGAACUUAAGCCAAAUUUAAGCUCUAAACGUUCGAGAGAGUGCAGGAGUUUUCGAUCGAUACGAUCAAGGAUAAACAUGUCAAAAAUCCAAGAUUGCUAACGUAAUUCGUCACCCAUGAUAUUAAUAGGUAAUCAAAUGGUAUACUCGUGAAAUUAAAGGCUCGGGAAAUUAUUAGGAUUUGGACAAAACGCGCGUGAAAUUAUUUCCUAAUUUCACUCGUCACCAUUUGAUUACACCUACGAAUACUCAAUCUCUCUCCUUAUUUCACAGACCGAAUGUCCCAGUGAAAGUUCAAGAACUGAUAAAACGAUGCUGCUCAGCAGAACCACAGGUUUUCAUUUGAUUUCUGAUGUAUAGAAUAUAAGUUCUAUUCGGCGGCUGAGUGGCCACUUAAUACUACAGUGAUCUACUGAUACUUUUGUCUGCCGGAACUCUGAUAACUAGCGGCUAACCAGGGUAAUUAUGAAAUUAUGUAUGAUGUCAAAAAUUGCAAACGAAAAUAGCGUAUGUCCGGAUACUAGAGGUUCAAUGGUGGACUUUGUCCACAACAGUGAUACCUAUACAUGAUACAAGAUCCUCAGUUAAGAAUGUUUUGGAAGUUUUCUAAUACCAAUCAAGCUCUGGUCUUCGAAAGUUUCACGUAAGCGGCAUUCAACUUUGGAACUUUUUAGCGAACGCCAUGUUGGACAAUAUGUCAAAGAUAGAUCAUUUCAUUUUUUAAGAGCUAGAACUUUUUAACAUUUUUAAAUUCUAUAUAUAAUAUUUGUAUAUAUCGUUCUUUUUAUUCAACGAGGUGCAUUUGUACGUAUCUUUUCCCUGUAUUUUUGCACAUCUUACUCUACUUUACUGGAUACCAUUAUAUAUUUUAAGUAUUUCAGUUUUUUCGCCUUUCUUUUGGGCCAGAAUGUAAAUUACUGUUUAAAGAGUAAUUUGUGUUCCCCUAUUUAAGGACUAUAAUUAUUAUUAUAAUCAUAGCUAUAACAAAAUUCUUAAAUGUGAUUGGCUAUCAACUGCCCUGAUUUCAGCCUUAGUAGGACAGUACGCUUCAUGCCUAAGUAAUUUAUGGCGUCAACGAUUUGACGGCAUAGUAAUUGGACAGUGCGCGCCUUCGUGCGCGCGCUUCAAUGGCUUUUUUUCACUGCUGGCAAAAAAAGGGUUUUGGAAUUUCUUGUGUUAUGAUUUGAAAAAAGAGCUUUUUAUAUCACAAAUUUUGUUAAAGGUAUGAUUAACUGGUAACAGAACUUCGUGCCGCCCAAUUCGGUCUGUGAUCAUACUCGUGAUUAAACAAAUCGGACUUCCGCUACGCGGUCGUCCGAUUUUGUUGAUCACUCCUAUGAUUAUAGACCGAAUUGGACUCCACUCAGUCCUGUUACCAUUACUUAUUAUUAUUAUUAUUAUUAUUAUUAUUAUUAUUACAAGUGACACCGGUAAAAGUAAAUUAUAAUUAUUUUACAUUAUAUAAAGCUUCCAGUUUAAACCUUAAAAUAAUUUGAUCAAAAGGGGUUAGCUUUUUCGUCUUUCAUCGGUGCCGCAAAUUUUAUACGACGAAGGCAGGGUUCGAGGUUGUCCGCUAAAGUGAGAAGUGAUGCCAUUUGCCUUCAUUGAAAUAAGUGGAUGAAAAUUAAUUAAGUCAUGGCUAGUAACAUACAAAUCAUUUCAAAGAAAAAGUAAGAUCAAUUAUUACAGCUGAUUCUUAAGUCGUGGCACUAGCCGAUUGGUCGUUUUCCUCUUCUCAAGGGGAAGACGAUUGAAGACGGACACGAGAAUUUCGAAAUGAAGGAGUUCCCCUCUUAACUUUCUUGGGCUGAUACUCACAAUAGUAGUUGUUUUACUCGCAAAAGUAAAUUGUACUAUUGCUAUCCAAUGGACAUCUGUUGGGCAUCAACAUUUGUUAUUAACUGCAUCGAGAAUGUUAAUUCCAUUUUAUAAAUAAAUGGUCUUAGAAGCAAUUCCUUUAUAGCAAAUAAUUUUUAUAUUUUCUUGUCUUCUCAGGACCGUCCAGACUUCAAGGAUAUGGUGGUAAACCUAUGGUCACCGGAAUUAGGUACGUCGUAUUUGUUAACGUCUUUUAAAAUCAAGGCUUUUGUUUUGUUUUGCUGAACAAUCCUUUAACCCUUUUGGCACCUGAAGUAUUCUGACCACUCAAAUGGAACCUCUGUCCUUGACACGCUUGCAACUGUACCGUUAUUUGCUUGGGCGCAACUCUUCUGGGACGACGAACUAUAUAGUUUACAUGUUAGCCUAUUGCCUCAUAGAGCUCCAUAAAGCACAAUGUAGGACGGUGAUCUUUGUACCUCUUGUGACGUCAUAACAGUUUGAAUAAGAGAGAGCGAUCCUUCAGAGAUAAACAGGCGAAACCAAACCCGUUUGACUCGAAAAUCAAAGGGAAACGCAUAUCCCAACUUGUAUUACUUUUGGUUAUAGAUUUCACUGUUCUAGGCCUUUCUUCAAAAAUGUCCCAGGGAACAAAAUCUGAUGAAUGUCCAGCAGAAAGGCAAAUUAGAAUUGAAAAACAGCCUGAAUCGACUUCUGCUCGUUCAAAAGAAAGUUUUGGAGGCAGCCUAAAAGUCAAGGAAAUAAUUGCAUUGAAAUCUCACCGUAUAAUACAUAGCGUUUUUGACCUUUUUUGAAAGAUACCAGAGUCUCUGUUUCCUCCUACUAGAGUAACAUUCUCAAAUAAGUUACAAGGCUUUCGGUAUAACUUCCCUGUUCAGUGUCGCAGGCAGAAACUUAAAUUGGACUUAUCGGAAAAUCGAUGCCAGCACUAUGCUACGUGAAGGAAGAAAAUGUGGGUUCAUAAGUGGAAGAUUUACAGAUGUUUGUAUGAUUGAUGGAACUCUCCUUCCUCUCUUAUCUUUCCUUUCUUGUUCAUUACUAGUUUCUGAGGAGGAAGCCGAGGAGGUUCUCCUUCUACCUAACAUAAACGAACUGGAGGACUGGGAGAAUCCAAUACUGCCUGGUGAAAGCGAUUUGGAAUUGCAGAAACAUCGAGCUGAUUCUGAGGUAUUCUUGUAUUUUCUAAAUCUUCAUGUUGUUUUCUACCUGAGAUACUAAAUAUUUCUUAGUUAGCAAAAUUGUAAUUUUAACGAAUUUGACUGUGUAAAAAUAACUGGCAAGGUUGUCAACGUUUACUAAAAAGUCUACGCAGCCUGUUUUCAUUGUGAGACGUGUACCUGGUAUGAUUACUGUGUUUAUUGGCGGCUUCUGUGCCAGAUUUAACCUUCUGUAUUUUUUUGCAUCAGAAACUAAUGGUCGUUUAUUUUGUUAUUCAAGGCCUCUAAUGUGGACUACUCCUGUCUCCCUGGAGCCCCACUGCCCGACGAUUCCAGUAGCUCCAACGAGAUCGUAACACUUCCAGGCAUCACGUACAUAUCCAAUAGUGCUAGCUUUAACUGCACUAUUUUAAGAAAGGAAAGCCUCUCGAAAACAUUCUCCCAUCCUGGGUUAUUCACUAACGAUACUUUGCCGUUAAGGGACCCAGUUAAUGCGCUAACACCAAGGAAAGUAAGCGUCACUAGAGCUAGUUCAUGCCCUCCAGCCAUUGAGGCAAGCAAUGAAGAGCCAUGUGAGGAUUCGGAACUAAGUACUAGACAGCCUGAGAGAAGACAGCGAGAGGUAAGAUUUUUCGAACCACCAACGUCAUCUUCAAGGAACAGAAUCGAUAGCAAGCUGCCUUGUGCACCACCGCUAACACAACUGGAGUUUGAGGUGUUUGGCAGCAGUGCAGGGAUUUCUGUGGAUACGAAUGUUGAAGAGUUGGAUGAUAGCGAAGAUACCAGUAGUGGUGAUGAUGAUGAGCAACAGACCACGGAGGCCAUGGCAAUGCAGUGUCUUGCCGGACUGGUAAACAGAACUGUGAUGCCCCCAGCUAGUUUUGCUGGUGAUGUCCUAGAGAGUACGCAUGAAAGCAACAUCGAUAACAGUAAUGCCCGCUGGAGUGAAUUACCGGCAAAUGUUGCCACCGGACAUGGUGAUCUUUCUGGUGCUGAAGCAAACGCGCAUUUGUCUGAAUAUGAUUCAGUGGAUAACAAGUUUGAGACAACAUCUUCCUUCAGUCAACCAUGUGAGGCGAUACAUCCUACAGAAGAUUUACGGAAAUUUAGUUCCGGGUCAUAUGUGAUGCUUUCACGAAGCAGUAUGUCAUCAGAUAAGUUCGAACAUUCUGAAGCUAAGGAGCCCUUAUCUGUGGCUCCCAACGCAGCUGAUGUCUCUAGUGCUCUUGAUGCCUCACCAUACCGUUCUUUGCGAGAAAUAGAAGGCAGAAAGAUCAGUUCUUCAUCUUCAGUUUCAUCUUCUUCACACGAUAUGGAAUGUUCUUUGCCUCAAAGACACACCGAACACACCAAUGGAUCACCUGGAUUGUGUUGCACAUCAUCGGAUGGACUGCUGGGGUCAUUUUCAAAUCUUCGUCCUCCCAAUGGGGUGCAAUCCAUGGACCUGCCUCCGCUUCUCUAUGAUACAGAGGACUGUUCUGGUAGAGAAGAGUCAUCUCCAGUAAUUACGGACUUACAGGAUAGCAGCGACAACGAAGAUGCGUCUUCUCGAGACGACGCCGAAUCAAGCCUGGGUAAUAUCUUCCAUUCUGGAUUCAACAGAAUGGCAAUAGACAAUGAUGGUGAAAGUGCAUUAAACCUCUCUCUGCCUGCAUUUACCCAUCUCGGAUUUGGCCUUGACCCAGCAGAGGAACAGGAAUUGGUACUGGAAGAUGACUCACAGUCACAUCAGAAUGAAGUAACACCUUCGCAAAUAGAUGUUAAUGAAACCUCAUUGUUCAUGAGCCUCGCUGGCAGGGAAGAAGUAGAUAUGGACGAUCAUGAGUCUAGAAACUACUUGCCAGAAGAGAGUCUACCCAUUUCCGAUAUUCCUUGUUUCGAUGAGUUGUUGUCCAAUAUCAAACCCGAUAGCGUUGCUUCUACCAUAGCCACGUCUGAAUGUGGUACGUCUGUCCUGGAAAACAGUGCAGAUGCUUUGGAUGUCGAUGAACAGGUUGAAGCUCAUGACGGCGUGGACAAUGAGAUGAUCCUGCCAUGUGGGCCUGUGAGGUUUCCGUCGGGUAAGGUUGAUUUCCCAAAUUCUACCAUCUUGAUGAUUGAAGACGGGCACGAGAAUUUUGAAAUGAAGGUGUUCCCCUUGAAUAACCUUUCAAAGGAGGGCCCAAAAUCAACCGAACUACUUUUUUUCAAAGAUAACCAGUCCCAAAGCCAAGCAAUAAGUUCAAAUCAACUUGAUGAUGCUUUCAGUGAAGGUGGUUUGUCUCAAGACAAUGAUCAGGAAGGUGACGGAGUUAUCGAAGAAAACGUGCUGCCCAAUCCUUCUCCUUAUUCCUUCAAAGCUGAUGAGCAUGGACGUCUUCAAGGUAAAACUAUAAAAUUUAUUUCCGCAACAGGAAAACUUUCAUAGACUUUCUAUAUAAAUCGAAUGUUUUUAGGGAGUAAGUCACAAAGCAUUUAAUCGUACCAAUCGUUGUAAGCUCAACUGAUGGAGCAGUGGAUAAAAAAUUGUGAGUAGUAGUCCAGUUCCCUGUGCUAGAACAACCACCUUGAAUAAACGCGCCCAUCAGGAAGAUGUGGACAGCUUUUAAGCGAAACGUACCUUCUCCCUGUCAGCCGAAAACCACUUCUGAUUAUUACAUUUUUCGCUGGGACUUAUUUUCACAGAAAUUACGCGGCCUUUACCAGGGGUUCCAAGUGAGCCAAAGCGCGCUAACAACAGACGAUUAGUGGCCCGUGGAUAUCGUCCACUUCCUCGGCCUGCAGAACCAGAACCAGAACCAGAAACCUCUCUUGACUGCUCCUCAUCCUCUGAUGGAGUCUGGCCCAGCUGUGAAACGGUGGACAAAAUUGUUAGGAGAAAAUCUACAACUGGUAUGCACUUGACUCCGUUUAAUAUUUCACUCUUAAAACAUUUUGACCAGUAUUUCUCUCUGGAACUUGUCCUGUGCGAGUAUGUGACCAGGAACUCUCCCUUUCCAGCUUCCCCUUAAUGCUUAAGGAUGUGUUACUUAUGGAACAUGAAUACUGUUAAAACAUAACAGUAUAUUCAACACUAGAAAAAUAAUUUUAUUUCGCUAGGUAUCAAGACACCUCGAAACGACUCUUCAGCGACCCUUUUUAUCCACCCACUCUUCGAUGUUAGGAUAUUGGAGUAAAAUUUAUUUAUGUCAUUAAUGCUGAUGUAUGUUUUAUUUAAUCUUGACACUAGGCUCAUCAUCUCCAUGUGAAGAAACGCCAGUCGUAAAACUAGAUAUGAGCAAGAUUCCUCCUCACUUGAAAAUUCCAUUUGAACAACUGCAGUUGUUAAGCCAUCUUGGCCGGGUAAGAUAUUUGUGUAAUUAUUUCAUUUAGCAUUUUGGAAAACAAUAUUGACUAAAAGCUGACCCUGAAUCCUUAGCAACGUGUCAUAUUUAACCCCAAACAAGUUGUUUGACCUAAAAGUGUACGAUGUAAGGUUUGACGUUGCAAACUCCCUAACUAGCUGAAUCAAAACAGUUUAUCUCAUUAAACGGCUAAAUGACAUGAGACCCACACCUUAAAGUGCUAUUAUAAUCAACAUUUUUCCUUAAGAACCUUUGCGGGACAUUGCUAUCCCAAAUUAAGUGGAAUUUCCUUCUCUCCCUCCCACCCACCAACCUGUAAAGUGCCAUCUUUCAAAAACAUAAUUAAAAUCUUUCAUAGAUUCACGAGUUGGGUCAUAGAGGCCUUUAUUUUUUAACGGGUUCAAAAGUUGACUGUAGAUCUACUGAUUUUCGUUUUAAUCCUUAGAAGUAGAUGAAUUUCGGGAUAAAACUGUAGGCCUGCUUGUAUGACAGACAUGUAAGGUUUUGAACACAUUUCGCAGGGACAAUUUGGAGAAGUGAGGCACGCACGUAUGGUGUACACGGACAAGUGGAAAAAUCCUAAGGUUAGAACAAAAAUCAUGAUGAUGAUGAUUACAAUAGAUAAGGCUAUCCAUUUGUAUAAACUUAUCAAUGGUCACUGGCCAUCCUACAUGAAGAACUCAGACGUGAGUGACAGAAAUAGCCAACAUAGGUCCUUAAACUUGUUCUGGCCUUGCUUUAAGAAAAAAAGCUAAAUGGGAAGCUUAAGAGCGGCUAGACUUUGGAACUCGUUAUCCUGAUGUUUUUAAAAUGGUGAAGGUAUAAAUAGCUUUAAAAAGAUCCUCAUCCACUUAUGCAUACACACUUUUGACGUAAGCAUGAAAGCGAGGCCUAAAACCCACCAGAUUUCCCGCAAACUUCAAAAAAGUAAAUUGGGUGGUGAAAACAAGAACGAUUUGUGAUUUAGAGAUUAAAAAAUUAACACCAAAAGAUAUUCCUGGAGCAGUUGUUUUAAAUGAACGUGCGUUGGAAAGUGGACGGUGGGGAAACUAACCCUCGGCAAGGAUCCUUCGGAAAAACAUAAAAACGUCAAGUCUUAUAUUAUCGGAACGAUUAUUACAAAGCGCAGUAGCGCAGCAGCGCAGCAUUUGUGAGAACUAUUUUUUGUCGUAGUUUUUAAGGUGCGCUUCUGCCAUUUUAUAUACAAUUUGAUUGCGAUGUAGCCCAUAGACCUCGCUUUCAUGCUUACGUCGUAAGUGUGUAUCAAGCUUUUAAGGUGUUUGGAUACAGUUUUUCAGAGGCCAUACCGAAAUUUUUCAAUCACCUUAAAAAUUGUUUUUUCUUUGUCCGGUCGCUAUAAAAUUUUCAUCAGAAAUUGGCUUUGGAUUGAAAUUUGUGAAAAUGUAGUUUUUAAAGUAAAAUCGAUAUUACUAUAACAACAAUAAACAAAAACUUUGAAAUUGAUGAAAGCCGAAUUUUGUGUGAUCUAGACCUGCUACUGAAAAUCCAACACUUUGAACUUAAGUUUGGUGUUUAGGAAACAAUCUCCGUAAGAAGUAAAAAAUCCUGUAUGUUUGAAUUCGACUAAAACGAAAAUAUAUUUCAAACCUUAAAUUUUCAAUAGCCUUGAUAGGUUAUUUAAUAAAAACGUUAUAAAUUGAAUUUAUCGCAUCUUUUGAAUGUAAAACAUUGACAAUACUCACAUUGAAAUGUACUAGUCAUGGAUAUAUGUAUUGUCGGCAUUAAUUUGGAAAAAUUAGCAGAACGUCAAGACCGGUUCGUAGGAUAGGUUUGCCUUGAAACUUUAAGGUGUUGCAGUGAAUCAAUCUUAAUGAAAGUUUCAGAAUUUUUUAUAUACAUUAUGAAGAUUAUGUGAAGAGAUUUUAAAAAAAAUUCGUUCGAGUCGUUUCGGAGAUAUACAAGAAAGCGCUAAGAGUCCAAAUUCUGAAUGAAGUUGUACUAUGAGAAAACGGGUUAAUUUUCAAGAUCGCAUGAACGAAAGUACACCAAAAUUUCUUAGCAUCAAAAUAUGAUAUUAAGCAGCAUUCUGAUGCUACAAAAGAAACAUUUGAGUCAUCUAUAACGUUUUUAUUGAUGAAAAUUUUAUAGCGAUCGGACAAAGAAAAAACCAUUUUUAAGGUGAUUGAAAAAUAUCGGUAUGACCUCUGAAAAACUGUAUCGAAACACCAUAAAGAGGAAGGAAAGUGUAAACAAGUGGACGUCCAGCGCUCCUAUAGUUCAGUGUCAUGUCAUCCACAUCUACUCUCCCUGAACCUUCAAGAAGUCUGUUGUUUUCAUUUUAGAGAGAAGACGUGGCAGUAAAAGUGCUAAAACGGAAUGCGUCGAAACAGAGUUCCAGUGACUUUGUUAAAGAAGUAGAAAACAUGGUUGAGUUAGCGUCUAAACCGCAAUGCAAAUACAUCAUAAAACUUCGUGGGGUAUGCAAAGGUAUUAAAGUGCUUGUUUUAAAUUUUAUAUUUGUAAAGAUAAACUUGCAGUUUUUGGUCAUAAAUGUUGCUCCCGUUUUUAUGAUAAAAGUAUUCAUUGAUGGUGCCUUUAUGCAAGUGAGAGCAGUCAUUGGUGCAAAAAUGUGUGCUUCCCUAUUUUAGGACAUCUUUGACGUAAUCUUUCGCAAUUUGUUAACCUACGAACUGCGUCGGUAAGUUCCCGCGCUCCUCAUGGAAAGGGAAUUUGACUAUUGGCUUUUGAGGAGUAGGAAAAACUAAAGCACCAGAAGAAAAAGAAAAGAAACUACACAUUGCAGAUUGUAAAUUGCACCAGAGGGUCAUAAAUGGGAGUCCGACCGUUUUGACCACUGCCUACACUGAUUUUUGUACUUUCAUACCUCAGCGUUAAUAACAUGUGUUGACUUAUGGUAGAUGCGGAUGAAAGACUUAUGCUGAUAACUGAGCUUGCUUCUCAAGGUGCUCUCCGCGAUUAUUUGCCGAAAAACAAGGUAAUACUUAUUGGCUUGUAAGCUUAUUAACCAAAUAAAAUGAAUACUUUUUUCGAAAUUUUAGUUGCGGUGGCGCAGGAAGUAUUAAAUUAUAAAAUAUUACAUAAGUACGACACAAUGAUAGAACAACUAAUGAUGAAUGAUAAAGAUAAGUUAAAGGGGCUGUGUCACGACAGUCCAGUUCACUUUGUUUAAUUUUGCCAAUUAACCGCCCUCAAUCGCUAUGGAACUUAAAGUAAGCAAUGAAAUUACAUGUAAAUGACAAAAUCAGAGAUCCAAGACAAACAAAUGUGUCUCCUGAGCAUUAUUUUUGAAGUUGCAAGCAACACGAAUCAACUUUGAAAAACUGUUACGCUGAACAGUUUUCAAAAAACCAUAAUUUCAGUCCGUUUCAAUCUUCUUCGGUUUUGCCCAUCCGUGGCAUCUGUUGUUUCUGUUGUGUUAUUUUAACCUUUCUUUAAUGUUUUAAGCGGUUAUUUUUAUGUUUCUCUUAAUUUAACGGGCAUUAUUUUGUAAUUACCUAAUUUGGCUGAAUUUUGUGACACAGCUCCUUUAAUACAGUUCAAUCAAUGUGAAACUUCGUUUUACCCCUGUACUUUGGCAUUCUUCAAUUUUUGACUUGAACUCAAUUGCCUUAAAAGAAUGGUGCGUUUUUUACUUACAAGAAAGUACAUCGUGGAUGUCAAUAUUUACCUCUUAAUCACCAGUAAAUUGGUUUUGGCCUACAAUCUUGGACAAAAAGUGUUAAGAAGUUUGCUCUUUCCAACAGACAGGAGACCUACCCUGCGAAUUUGGCACCAUGGUGAUCCCUCCCCCCACCCCUCCCUGGUCAAUGUUGUUUAGUAGGCAGCAAAAAUGUUCGGGCCACACUUCAACAUUGUUUUUUUUGGGGGGGAGGGGGGAGGAUCUUGAGUGAACCGGGCUUUAGGGGGAAGUAUUCUAAAAUUAAACAUACAACGUGCAUUUUUCUUAACAUUUUUGUCCAAGAUUGUAUUUUCGCGAUAUUGAACGCUAUGCGCCACAGUGAACAUUUGAAGUGAAAAGAAAGUGUUUUUUUCGCGGGAAUAGAAUAAAGAUAACAUUUUUUUGAAUGCAAAGUUGAAUGUUGAUUUCUGUUUGGCCCGCUCUCAGGGUUGUAAAUGCUCCGGGGCAGAGUGAGCAUACAAGACUGACGUUACAGUGAGAACAAGGCGUACUUGUCACGGUCACAGAAUUAUAAUGUUCAUUGCUCUUUAGACGCUGUUAUGGACUCGAUACGCAAUUACGAUACGUCAGAAACAGAGAACGACACUGACACGGAUUGUUCUGCCAGUGAGACACGGCUUCAGUUGCCGGUGAACCAAGUGCGGUCUGUCUAUUUACUUGCGGUUUCGAAAAAUAAUUUCCAUGCGUGCCGUCAUGUCGCACAACGGUUUACAACAAUCUGAGCAUAUGCUGUUGUUGGAAAAGAUUUCUUCCUAUAUAUUUCACUAUUUCCAACGUUUAACAACAAUUUAUCAUUACAGAGGUCUUGUCAGAAUGAAAAGAACAGCACAUUUUACGUCCUAUACAACGGUUUACAUCUAAAACAUUGAAAUAUGAGACUGUCACUCGAUUAUUCCUCAAAGACCGCUAGUAAAUCGUUGUAAACCGUUUGGAAAUCGCCAUUUUAAGAACAAUGUGCUCUGUUUGUCCAGAUUAUUGUGUACUAUAUCCAGGACACAUAAUUCCCUUGGUUGACGGAAUGUUUUAGCCUAAGAAUCGCCCUCAAAAUGAACACUAAAGUACAUGGUUUACAAACCGGAACUAACGUUGUAGACAAACGGAAGUGACGUCAGCUUUGUACUGUAUAAGACUGUAAUUCCUUUUAUCUUCUAUUUACAAGUAGUGAUUGUCAACCAUUGUAGGCAUUUCUGCUCACAACUGCUUACUGCUUUAUUCUGUUUCCUUUCUUUUUAAUGCUUAAAUCUAUCUAACCAUUCAUCGAGUCAAUAAUUUUAUCAAUCGAUUGGGCAGGUCAGUUCAAAACGGUAGUUAUUACACGGCUUUGGAAUUCGUCGUAGCUUUCACGAGUAAUAUUUUGACUCAAAACUUGUUGGCUUAGGUCGCUUCUUACUGAAUUAAACAAAUUCUCCAUAGGAUUUAAAUCUGGACUUCUUAGAGGGAUGGAUAACAAUUCUGCUAUAAGUUUUCUAAAGCCUUCUUCACUCCCGCGGUGUUCUGGCUCGGAUCACCGUCUUGAAGCCAAAGGCGGGAGGGCCCUUUGUCUGCUUUUCUAAAGAAACUAGCAAAAUUGGCUUUAACAAAAUUUUCAAAAAACUGUCCAUCUAGCUUUUCGUAUGGAUGGCAAGCUAUAACCCCUUUGUUGUAGCUGAUAGCCACAAAAAGCUUAAGAACUCUUCCACCACUGCCCCCUUUCUUCCCCUUCGCCGUGCAUCCCUCAGCCAGACCCUCCUUUUUAGUCCUCCAUAUUCGACCUUGUGGGGCUUUUACCUGACCCGCAGGGUUUCUUUUGUCAUAGAAACCCAGUCCGUCUAAGUAAAAAUUUUACUUUGGAAGUCCACACGUCUCUCGAUCUUUCUUUGCGAAUCGUUUUAGCAAAGCGAUAUCUGCAUACAAUAUCGUUCGAGGAAAGAACCCUCUUUUUACGCCCCUGUCUGUACCAACGCGCAGCAUCGUUCCAUUACUUACUUGACCUGUAUACAAUCCGCACGCCUCAACCAGUUUACCUCAAGUGAAGUUUGGGUUUUCGCGACGAAGGAUUUUGACUUGUCGGAUUAAUAAUCUUUCCAUUCUGGUAUCGAUCAUAAGAGGUCGUCCAGGUCUCACUCUCAUCUUUUCCGUCUUUAAGCUUUCAAAACCGUCCUUCUUAAUUUUAAAGAAUGUCGCUAAUGAAACACCAAGCUUUUCUGUUAAUUACUGAGGUUUGUGCUGCUUAUCGUUCAAUGCAUAUAGUAUAUACACCUUUAAACUACCGUCGAUGACGCCGUGGAAAACCAUGUUUGUUGAUCUUAUAAGUAACCCCCCAAUGACGUAACAAUAACUUUCCCGAUUAUUUACCAUAAUUAGCGGUAAUUGGUCGUCCUGAAGAAUGACGUCAAAUCACUGGGGCAAAUACAGUAAUUUCUUCUUGGAUUAUCCGCCAAAAUGUAUUAAAUACAUAGCCCUUUCGGUUUUACUACAAGUGAAAAUUGUUUUAAGGUGACCUUGAGAUAAAGCAUCCGUGGUGGAUUGUCUAAAUUGACGUGAGGCCCUUUAUUCUUUAAAAGGGCAAGGGCAUUUCUUCCAUCUUUAUGUUACACUUCUCUUUCCAACACUCCGUUUCUUGUUCUUACGACAGUUGUUCGAAGUCCUGAUCUUUCGAUGUUACGCUUGAUCCUCCUGAGAAUGUCAUCACAAUGUAUUUUUUUACGUCAGGCUGAGCAAACCCUGUAUAGCUAAGAAACCUUAUUGGCUUGACACUUAAAUUAGUUUACAGGUUAUGUGGGGUGGUGGGGGCUAUGCUCGUUUCUUGGCGCUCUCUCUCUCCAAGCUUUACGAGUCAAUCGAACUUUGUCACGAAAUCUGAACAAUGCGGUAACGAAAAUAUUAGGAUUUCUUUGGCGGGGUGGGGGGGGGGGAAUACGUCAUUUUAUAGCUAAAAUUAAAAACAUACAAUGAUUUUGUAAGUCAAAGAGACCUCGUGAAAAGAAGUCGUUGUUGUUGUUGUCGUUUUUUGUUUUUUUUCAUUAUUGGCGGGGUGGGGGGGGGGGAAUACGUCAUUUUAUAGCUAAAAUUAAAAACAUAUAAUGAUUUUGUAAGUCUAAGAGACCUCGUGAAAAGAAGUCGUUGUUGUUGUUGUCGUUUUUUGUUUUUUUUCAUUUAAUUGAUCUUUUUUUCCUUAAAGAUCGCUUUCCUUAAAGUCUUUCGUUUGUCUUUUCGUGUCUUCUACUGGUUUUUAAAAAGACUAUCUUUUACCUUUUAGGACAUUCUCGGAAAAAGGCAACUUCUGGAAUUCUGUAAGCAGAUCUGCGAAGGAAUGCAGUACUUGGUACGACUGGAUUUUUUUAGUUCACUCAAAUAUAAAUCGUACCCAUGGAAAGUAUUAUUUCAGCAUUGAAUACGAUGGCCGUCUGAGAACACGAGAGGGUAGAAGAAAACAUUAGUGAUUAGCACGUGUUGCCACAUGCUAAGGCCCAGUUCAAACAUCGAAAUGUUCCUGCGGCAAACCUAAUCCUAACCGACGUUUGAAUCAACGACUUAAUUUGGGUCGACCCAUGAAUCAAGGUCGAGAUGUCCACAUGGGAAUUGCGACUGUGGAGUGACUUAAUUUCAAACGUCGAACUUUGCUGAGCCUAAUGCAUACAUUACCAUAAUUUAUUUUCACUGGUAAGCAUUGCAGACCAUUGUACAUCGUAAAAAUGAAUCGAGUCGCACUAAUUAAGUUCGACGUCUGAAUCAACCUUCGAACUUAAAUCUUACCAAAUCUGGGCCCACAAUGUAAACUAAUGGGUCUAUCAGUUAUUGUGACAGCCAUUAAAGUUUUAUUAUUAUCAUUAAGUUCGGAAUACGAAAAGUUCGACGUUUGAACUGGAUCUAAUACUGAUAUAAAUUUAAGUAUAGUGAUACCCAUACUAGUUCCCUACCCGUGUUUAUAUUUAAGGAGGCUCGACCCAGUAUUUUUUUAGGUACACCUUCCAUCUUUGAAUCUCUUAGACUUAAACAAAUUUAUCUUUAUUGUAAAACCAUUAUACACAUAGACUGCACAGUAAUUUUCAAGGAGUAAUAACCCCUCUAGUGGGGUUAAUUUAACUCCUUACAAUGGACUUAUUUUUUAGGGAGUUAUUUUAACUCCAAAAAGGAGUUUAAAGAACUCUUUUUCAGGAGUUAAAAUAACCCCCCAAAAAGGAGUUAUCCUGUACCUAAAAUGUUUACUCCACUUUUAGAGUUAAAGUAACUCCAAAAAUAGUAAAAACAACCCACGUAAGGAGUGAAAAUAACCCCAUUUUGGGAGUUAUUUUAGCUCCAGACUGGGAGUAAAAAGAACUCUUUUUCAGGAGUAAAAAUAACCCCAAAUUUGGAGGUAAAUUUGGAGUUAAAGUAACCCCCAAAAAGGGGUUAUCCUGUACCUAAAAUUUUUACCUAAUUUUUGGAGUUAUAAUAACUCCCUAAAAAUUACUGUGUGAACUUUAUUAUGAUAUUUUUUGGGGGACGAUCGGAAUAAAUAUAACGUGAGAAUGCCGUCACAAUAGUUCUAGCUCUAAAUUGAAUUGCAGCCCUUAUCGGCAUUUUCUUUACAAAUGCUUGACGCUAUCUAUACUUCGGGUGCUUGCCUUCUGUUGUGCGAAGUUUCCUAAAAACCUACUGUAAAACUCCGAAAAUAAGCCCCGAGGCUUAUAUUUUUCAAAGGCCCUUUUUGAGUGGCUUUUUUUUGGAGGGGCUUAUCUACGGAGUGGAAUUUGAGUUUCAAAAUCGAUUUAGCUUGCCUUAUAGUUGCUUUGUUUUACUUUGUAUUUGAGGGCAAUCUUCCAAGUACAAGCCACAGGGGGGCUUUUAUUUGGAAGGGCGAUUUAAGGGAGGGUUUUUUGCUUUACCGCUUUGGGGGGCUUUUAUUUGGAGGGGCUUAUACAUGGAGGGGCUUAUUUUCGGAAUUUUACGGUAUUAGAGGAAUUUGGAGAUAUCUUGGAAUUUCUAUAAAAAGGGCAUAAAUAAUGCAAGAGAAAAAAUUUGCUACUUUUUGGAUGUUAGCCGGUUGUAGAGUGUACGAGGGUCAUUUACAAAACGAAUGAGAGACAAAAACGUUUCGGAAACAUCCAAAAAGUAGCGAUUUUUUUCUGCAUUAAGUCCAGUCUUCAGUUCGUGCUAAUUUAUGCCCUUUUGGUAGAAAUUCCAAGAUAUCUCGAAAUUCCUCUUAAAGACUUCGCACAACAGAAGACAAGUACCUAAAGUAUAGAUAGCGUCAAGCAUUUCUAAAGAAAAUGCCGAUAAAGGCUGCAAUUCAAUUUAGAGCUGAAACGUUUGUGACGUCAUUUUCACGUGAUAUUUAUUCUGAUCGCCCAAAACAUAAUAUCAUAAUGAAGUUUAGUCUAUGUGUAAUACACGUGUUAUAAUGGUUUUACAAUAAAGAUAAAUUUGUUUUUAAGUCUAAGAGAUUUAAAGAUAUCGAUGUAAGGUGUACCUUCAAAAAUGCUGGGUCGAGCCACCGUAACUCAGAGUAUUUGUCUUGGUAACAUAAGCAUUUUAUGCGUAGGAAAAAAAUUCACUUCUGCACAGAGAUCUGGCAGCGAGAAAUAUUCUGGUGAUGAGCGAGGAUCUUGUGAAGAUCAGUGAUUUUGGGUUGUCAAGGCUGCAAGACUACUACAAACUUCAAAACAUUGAAGAUCGCUUACUGCCUUUGAAGUGGUAAGUACGGACGGCCAUCUUGGUUUCUAAUGUUCCGAGUCUAACCCGGGGAUUAGUGUCAAAUCUGCUUAGUAUAAACCCCGAUGCCCGCCCCCUCGGUACAUUUGAAAGCAAGAUGGCCGCCCUUACCGGAAAGCGCUCGGUCCUCAGUGGAUCCUGAAGAUGUUCUAUACACCUCUGCUUCGAAGCCAAGAUUAUAAAUUUUACCGAUUCAAAAUUGGCCUAUUCCGCACGCUUUUGUAUUCUUAUUUGACUUGUCGCUGUUUUUUUUAAUUAGUACAGGUAAUAACAUAAUCAGUUUAUUAAAACCCUUUGGUAGUGUAUAACACUAAAUUACAAGGGAGGUCAAGAAUACGCAGACCACAUAAUUACACAUGGCAAUAAGGCAAAAACAAUUAAAUCCUAUUGUAACUGUGGGUAACAAAAUUACUAAGGCGGUCCGUUCUGACAAAGCGGAAAUCAGAACUGGAAAAACCCGACCUCAACCCGUACCCAUUAGCGACAUUCGUGGGCUGCUGCAGCAGGUGUGAAAGGAACCCGGACUCCUUGAUGUUAGAUAUAAAACGCCUACAAGCCUCAUCGCGGCGCGACAACAGUGUAGGCAAGCCACAGCGCACGAGUGCCGACUCAUAAGAGCAAUCUGGAAAAAUGAUUUCUACUGCAGACUUCUGCACGCUUUCCACCAAUUGAACCAGACAGUUGGGUAACGCUGCCCACACCGGAGAUGCAUAUUCUAAAAUGGGCCGCGCAAGGCUACAAUAAACCUGAAUGAGAUCAGCUGGUGGGAGGCCUGAUUUCAUUGAGACACGCAAAACGUAGAGACGCUUGCGUGCUCUCUUCACAAUCACAUGAUUUCGAGUGCAAUUUGGAAUAAAUAAGCACGAGUAAAUUUUUUCGAAGGCUAAACAAUUUAUGAUCUUUGAAAAAAUUUACGAGUGCUUAUUUAUUCCAAAUUGAACGAGAAAAAUCAUGUGAUUACUUAUUAAUAAUAUUCAUGAAAAAAUGCCGAGAUAGCUUUAAAAUCACAUUGAUAGAGAGUCAACACGCGUAAUCUACGGCAAAAAUAAUUUAUUCAAAUGCUGCAAAUAUCAUCACACGUUCAGUCAAAACAACAUUUUUCUUGAUGUUUUUAAAAUUUGCAAGUCGCAGAAACGAGCUGAACAGUUCAUGGAAUUGUUCAAUCUGUUUGAAUUAAAGGUUCUGGAUUAUUACCUCCGAGUUUUCCGCUCUUCCAGAGAAGUUUUUCUUUCUCCUCUGAUACUGGCCGAGCUUUGUUUGGGCGCUUACCGCGGCCAGCCAAGCGAAGCUGUUUCGCUUUGUCCUCCAACACCUCUUUGGACGAACUAAAUUCUCGGUAACGUACAAUGGAUCAAGCGAUGCCAUCAUUACUUUAAGGCGUUCUGGUUCAUAAUCUUCAGCAUUUUUACUUCAGCGGAGCGCGAAGUGAAGGAUUCGCGACGCUCAGAAAUGUAUCAAAGUUGACAUCUUUGGGACAAGUUUGGGCACGCAAAGUCUGUAGAUUUUCAGUUUUAUUCGGCUAUUUGACGAAGUGAGAGCCGAAUAAGUUCGAGAUAUCUCGAGAUCACUUCGAUUUCUUUGAUUUCUUCUUUAACUUUUUCGAGGAAGAAAGAAUUGUUAUUUUGGCUCUCCCGGUGUUUGAACCGACUCACCUGUGUGACCCGUCAGAUCAGAGGAGACUCUAAGUUGAGGGAUUAGCCGAUUGCGCUACUGCGACGUAGUUCGGGAUAUGAAAAAUAGUUAUGAAAUACACCGUAUUCACAAAUGGCGGACACGCGGGAAAAAACUGGUGCCUAGUCAUGAAAGCGAGGCGUUGGAGGAUAAAGAAAAAUUGCAAAUGAAGACUUUCAGUGAACUUGCAGAGUGUUAAGCGCGGAUUCCACCUAAAAUAACUUUGUACGGACUUCUUUUUAAAUACAAUUACGUGGGAUGUCUUCUGCCUUUAAUGUUUAGUAGUGAUUUUCUGUUUGCAUUGAAAAGAGACGCGUAUAUCUUCAAGGAAACAGGAUGAUUUUGUAGGUUUCCGAAGCAUCAGAAGCUCGACAAGUGGGCUAUGGCUGGAAAAAAGCGGCAAAAUGUUGACCCAAACUUCACAUUGAAACCGAGUACGAAAGCCAGAUCACUGCAAUUCUGUAAAACGGAUUAAAAACGGAUAUUGGUGGCGAGAAAAAGAGAAAUAAGCGACGGAUAUAUGGCCUACUUGUUAACGGAAGAGACCUCCGCCAUUACACAAAACAGGUCAAGUCGAGAGCGGGUGAAAGAUUCAUUCACAAGGCUAAUUUAUUCAUGUCAGUGUCAUUUUAUACAUAUCUAUGUAUAUAUCUAUGUCUGCAUUUACAACUUCCUUUGGAUCAUAUUAAUUUGGAGUGAAUUGUUUCUGAGGUACGUUGGCAGAGCUUAGUAAAAAUCUCAUGAUUUCUUUGUCAUUGCGAAAUAAUUAAAAAUAAUUUUAUUAAAAUUAGAAGCUGUACUGUGUGAAUCUUAUGGCUUGCUAUUUGCCUGGUCUCCUUUAGGGCAUUUUCUCAGAGAGCUCUUGGUAAAAAAGUAGUAUAAAGCUUACAUUUUACUAGGUCAAAGGAAUGAACACGGCAAGCUUUUGUUUCGAAUAAUCAAAUUCGAGUGUGGAUCCGUUUAAGAAGACCAUCAUUUUAUUUAUUUAUGUAUUCUUCAACUUUAAAAUAUUAUGAAACAUUAAGUUAAAACUCUUAACAGCCAAAGAUAAGAAAUACGAAAUUUCUCGCUGAAAUGAUAUGUGGCCGGCUUACCGAAUCUGCCGAGUAACAUGUUGAAAUUUUGGCGUACUCCACUCGAUCGCUCCUGCAUUUAUACUAAAAAAAUAGUUCUAAUUGAUGUCCUUUAUCAAUAAAGACCAGAGAAUAACGUCCUGGCAAACAAAAACCAAACAUAAGUUCAUCGAAACCUCCGUCACCUCUUCUUUCCUGUCUUCCUUUUUUCCAUCUCGACUUGAACUCCCUGUGUUUCUGUUCAACGGCAGACGUCUCUUGCGUUAACGAGUAGGCCAUAUAUCUGUGGCUUAUUUCUUUUUUUCUUGCCACCAAGAUUUGUUUAUAUUUCCGUUUCACCGAAUUGCAGUGAGCUAGCGUUCGUACUCGGUUUCAAUGUGAAGUUUGGGCCAACAUGUUUGCCGCUUUUCUCCGGCGAUCGUCCACUUCUCGAGCUUCUGAUUCUUCGGAAACCUACAAAAUCAUCCUGUUUCCUUGAAGAUAUACGCGUCCGUUUUGAUUGCAAACAGCAAAUCACUACUAAACAUUAAAGCAGAAGACAUCUCACGUAAUUGGAUUUAAAAAGAAGUCCGUACAUAAUUGUUUUAGGUGGAAUCCGCGCUUAACACUCUGCAAGUUCACUAAAAGUCUUCAUUUGCAAUUUUUGUUUAUCCUCCAACGCCUCGCUUUCAUGACUAGGCACCAGUUUUUUCCCGCGUGUCCGCCACUUGUGAAUACGGUGUAUGAUGCACUAGUUUCGGGACAAGAUUGGGCGCGCAAGUUCGUAACUAUUCGGCUUGUUUCUGCUGUUUCACGAAAUGAAACCGGACUACUUUGUGAUAUCUUCAGAUCACUUCGAGUUAGUUUUUAAUUUACUCGAGGAAUAAAUAGAGGAUAUUACGUGGCCGCACAGAGACAGGAAAUUUCUCUUCGAGUGUUGAAAAACAUUUCACGAGUCUGAGCGCUCCUUUCGAACUCUCUUAUGAUGAAUUUAAAGUUUCAAAAUGCUGCACAAAGACGUUUUGUCGUUGUUGAGUGUUACGUAGUAAAAUUGCUUUCAUGCGUUGCGUGACUUUCUCGAACGUUCUCUACGUUUUUGGAUUAUCAUGAAUUUGACGAACUAAGUUUUUUUCCCACGAGCUGGAGUGCUGUGUUUAGUCAUGUGUGACGAAGGUCGAUUUUCAAGUUCUGUGUUUACAAGUUCGUGGAAGCCGUAAGAUAUCUGAAGUUCAAGUGAGAGUUUGUUAUUAUUGACAGAAGCUGUUUAGUUUUACUUAAGUUCAAGUCAAGUUUUUGUUGGCGGAUGCUGUGUUUUAAACUGAGCUCUGCAAAGACUAUGUUCCUUUAUCGUCAGUGAAUAAUUAUCCUCAAAACCUUCGAACUCGUAACAUUGAGGUUUAGCCCAUUCCAUGCGCAACAUUAUUGACUCCUUACCCAUACCUUACAUAUCUUUAAUCAGUACACGAGACUGCUAUGCUGUUUUUGAAGCCUGAUGUGACUAAGAAAAAUAGAGUAUUCUAUUUUCACUGUUUGUUUUGUUAGACUUGUUAUUUAAGGCCAGUAACCUCAUAUUUGACUUAGGUCUAAACGGUUAGACCCAAGUCAAAUUUAGAAGGAUUUGUAUGGAGUCAUCAGAGCAUAAUUGGGCUAAUAUCUAAGAGACAAUUUGUCCUGAAAUGCUAGUUUUUGACAAGUAGGCCUCUUGGAUGUUGCUCUUUUCAGAAUAUCCUGACAUAUCCCAUAAUUUCACAAAUUAACACCUUACUCUUACCAUAUUUCAUUUCUUACUAUUCCUCCGCAUUUACAAUUAAUCUGUUCCGCAACCACGACGCCGAAGUGUACGCUCCAUAGUGUCUUGUUAUUGUUUACUUCGGCGUAGAAUUGCUCGAGCAAAGUGCAGCCGGCUCAUAAUUUUUUAUUUCAUCAGUAAUUUCCUUCUCUACGCACCAAUUCUUCCAAACAGAGAGCCAAAAACCAGUGCUUUUCGCAGUGUUUUCGCUUUUAGAGCAGUUUUUUAGCUCCUCUAUAGUUUUUUCGGUCGCAAAAGCAAAUGUGCUACAAACGCCAACCGUUGCGGUUUUUGCUCGAAACUGGUCUGGAGCGGAUCCAAAUUUUGCGCCAUUUUGAUGGCGCAUUUGAUUGGCUCUCAGUGAGUUCCUUUGUUUAUUAACCUAUCAAAAAGUCACGAUUGUUACUCUUUUCUGUACUCAAUUACCUUUUUUCUGCACCGUGUUACCUAAAAACUGCAUUUCUCUUAGCCAAUCACAAUCGAGAAAUUUUUUUAUGUGUGUAUAUUGUUAAUUAAUUAAUAAUACUUUAUUCAAGUACAUAUAAGCUUAUAAACAUGAUAAAGGUGGACCGCGAGGUUAUCCCUAUAAAAGGUCGCCUAACUGAACUUUAAAAAUAUUAAAAAAUUAUACAAAACGCGUGUACAAAUCAUUGGUGCAGGUACAAAAUGGUAUAGUAAGAAUGAUAUUUAAAUUGAAAAUAUAUACAAUUAAAAUAUGAGCUUCUUUGUCAAUAAAUCUUCAUCCAUCUUUUUAAGCCGUUUUUAGAUUUGUUAACGUUAAAGGAACAGUAUCCCGUUACUGCGCAUGUACCAAACUUUGAUUUUUGGACAGGAUGUCGCGAAAUCAAAAGAUGCGAGGAGAGUAAGAGAACCUUGAAAAAUCCGUUUGCAUCGCGCUUGACCGGGUUCAAUACGACACUAAAACUUCUCAGGAUUACAGAUCAAUGAUAUAUUGUUCCUGUUAAGUUUCGGUUUGGGCAAAAUCUGGAUUUUUUUGGCGUUACUUUUAUUGUCGUUGGCCGGAGGACCAAAAGACUGGAAGCACUUUGAUGCCGAUUGAAGGCUUAUUUCUUGUGCUAGCUUCCAUACAAGCUCGGAUAAUUGUGAAAGGAAUACGCAGAAAUGAAACGGCAACAAUAAAGACUGUAAGAAAGAAACCAUUGAGACAUUGAUGUGACUGAGGAGAUCUUGUGAAGGGGAGCUUCGUAAAGCAAAAUGUUUUGCAACGACGCGUUAGUAAACUUUUUUAAAUGAAUCUCCCUAACGGCCGACAAAAUCAAACAAACAGGCGCUACAUGUUUAGAAAAACUAGUGCCAUGAAAUCAUAAUAUAAGUUUUGACUAACCUUUCUGAUGAUUCAUAGCGUUGAGAUAGCAUUUUUAUUUAUGUCUUUCAAACGUUUGAGGCUAGAACGCGAGCAAAUCAGGCAGAUAUUACUAGACUUGGAACAACUGACCUCUGACACGAGUUUCAAAUUUUAAAGCGAGCGGAACGAGAUUUUCGGGUCGCGAGGCGGCCCAGCUAGCGAUAAAAUCGCGAUAAGUCUUCGAACCGCGAGCCAAAUUUUUAUAUAAGACGAAAGACUUCUUUGAAAGUCUAAAAUAUUACUUGAGAAUAUAAACAACAAAUCUCUGUCGGCGGUGCGGUCCGGGAGGAAAUCUUGUCGAGUCAAUAUGACAGUUCUAUUGUCUUUUGAAGAAAAAACAGAUGACGCUCGCGCGCGCGCAUAAUCGGGACACUGUCCCUUUAAUUUCGUCCGUGAAGAGAUAGUUUGGCAAACUGUUCCAGUCUCACGAAGAAGGAGUACUUUAAAAGAGAGUUAACGUUACCUAAUUUAGUUUGUAUUUUGUAUGGAUGGUUGGCUCUAGUGUUUUUACUUCUACAAAACUCGAAAUAGUCAUCAAAGUCUAGGCCAUUUAGACCAAACACUGUCUUGUAGCAUUCCACCACAGACAGGUAUUCUCUUCGAUGCUGAAGUGUGUUCCAGUUUAGCAAUAUACAUCGUUCUUCUUAUGACAUCUGGCGUAGUUUUUGACCGAGAGCGAUUCCCUCGAUGCUCUUCGUUGUACUUUUUCGAUUGCCAACUUAUCUUUACCUAAAUAGGGCGACCAUACCGGGCAUGCAUAUUCUUGGAUUGGUCUAACCAAGGACUUAUAGAGCAUAGAGAAAAUUUCCCUGUUCUUGCUACCGACUGUACGCUUUAGUAGGCCCACCACUUUGUUUGCUUUAUUUACAAUUGCGUCCACGUGGUUCGACCAGGAUAAGUCUCUUGACACAUGAACACCCAGCUCCUUGCAUGAGUUAACUGAUUCUAAUUCUGUAUUCGAAAGGUGAUAAUGUGAUCAGAAAAGGGUUCACGUACCACUACAUUGUCUAUCAAGUCAGCGUUGGUAGUCAAAACAAGGUCCAGUAUGUUUUGAUCCCUCGUAGGUUCGUCCACUAGUUGAUGCAAGAAGUUGUCCUGAAUUAUGUCCAAGAGUAGUGUACGAUGCUCCGAGCACCUUAGCGAUCGAUUGUUGGCCCAGUCAAAUUCACUUAAAUUAAAAUCUCCGAUUAAUAUCGUGUGUGUGGUGAUGUUACUGAGAGAAUUUUGCAGGUCUUGCAAAACUUUGAGAUUACUAUCGGGCGGCCGGUAAAAUACUCCCAUAGUUAUUUUCCUGUUAUUCGUGGUUGAUACAUCGAUAAACAAAAAUUCAGAUUCGCAGUCGAGGUCUACCCUCGGGGAAGCCUUAAUACAUCCUUUGGUGGCAAUUAGCACCACCUUCUUGCUGCCAGUCUUUCCUAUAAAUACAAUAUUCCCUGCCAAAGAUCUCGAUGUCUGUAAUGGAGCUAUCGAAGCGUGUUUCUGUCAGGACAAUGACAUCGAAAUAAUUGUACACUAUCUUCAUUAGUAAUUUUGCAAUUUUGUUUACGAUACGCCUGGCAUUUGCGUAAAAUACCGAUAGUUUCCUGGCUCCUUGUUUCCGGCUUUGUAAUGGCGGGUUGUUGUCGUCACUGGCAUUACUGGCGCCGUUUCGAUGAGUGUGUCCAGGAUUGGGAUGGACAUCACCACACGAUAAUAUGUAGAGUUCCAUUUGGUAGCUAGCAUCGUGAUUAGAGUAGUAUUUAAUCAUUCGUUUGAGAAAUUGCUUGUGUUGGAUUCUUGAAUCUUGAAUCUAUCUUUUGCUACAUCUGCGUACUUAUGGAGCGGCAAACUCAUGGAAAACACCAAAAAGUCGUGGAAAAUUGUGAAAUUUUUAAAGCUGAUAAGAGUGCAAACCCUAACGAACAAUUCAGUGUUACAAACAAAGUGGGCGGCCAAACUCAGAUUCGUGUGUUCUAUGCAUGAUUUUGAGGCUCCUUUGGUGCCUAUCCUUCGCUAGCAACAAGUGGGGCGGGACCAUACUGCCGCGGUCAUGCCCUGAUUAUUCGGGCAGAUUGUACAAAGCAUAUUGGCUAAGGCUAAGUCUGAUGCAUUGCCUUUCGGUCAGUUUAGAGAAUGCGCGAUUUACACUGCGCAGCGUUGUACUACAAUUCUAAAUUAACACGUCUUUAUGGAAACUAUGGCCGUCAUAGCACAUAAUGAAUGCGCUAGCUUUUAAACACCGUUUUUCUUUGUUUAAUUUAGGUAUGCUUUAGAAAGCCUGGCAGAAAAAAAGUUCACAACCAAAAGUGAUGUUUGGAGCUUUGGUAUAACAAUGUGGGAGAUCUUCUCUUACGGUGGUGACCCUUAUAGUGAUAUCAAAGCUGAAGAGGUGAGCGAAAUUGACGGAAUAGAGCGUGUUAGCUCAUCGUCAUAACCUUAACCUUCUCCUCGCAGGCCAGAUGUAAUCGUAUACCUCAAGAGAAAAGUUGAGCCUUUGGCAAAAAGUAUGCAAACUUUCUGCAAAAUCCUUCGUAACCGCGCAGUUUUGUUGUUGUUUGUUUGUUUUGUUCUUUAUUUUUUCCCUUACGAAGUACUUUUCUCAUGUGGAUAAAUCAGAGUUGUUAUUCCUAACCUUCAUCCAUUAGAUAGCCCUAUCCAGCCAUCGAACAACUGGUAACAGAACAAAGCCCUUUUGUUAAGACGUUAAUCAGAACGGAACGUUAAUUAGCCUGCGAACAAGCUCUCCAUUUAGGGUGGUCGCGAGAAGUCAUGCGAGAGCCGCACUCAAAAGGAGACGCGAACUAGUGCGAUGGGCGAGUUUCUCCGUCCCUCUCGUGGCUCGCUUGGCUCGCCAUAAUUAGAGACCUCGCUCGUAGCUUAAUCGUGAAUUCGCUCAUGUGACAUUUUGUUUAAUGUCGCAAUCGUGGUUCCUUGUUCUCCAUUAACUCUAACCUUCUUCAUAUACAUUCAUUUACAGCUUCAUGCCUUUCUGGAAAGAGGAAGUCGACUCUCUUGUCCAGAGAAGUGUCCGCAGGACAUUUACAAAGUUAUGCAGACAUGCUGGCUCAAAGAUUCAGCGAAAAGACCUACCUUUUAUUAUCUCCACUUUAAUUACUUGGCGAAUUGUUCGUCUGAAUAGAAAAACAAUUAACCAUUAAGUUAUUUUGCUAUCGGUAAUUUUCCACGUUAAAGAUAGAUUCGUGCCAUGUUUCUUUGACGUUCCUUUUAUUAGAAUGUUGCUUUCAUUGUUUCAUAGUACAGUAAAAACCCGCGAGUAAGAACCUGUUAGGCUAAAAUUUGCCAGUUAGGCCCCUCUAUGCAUGAACCUGUUUAGCCUAAAACUUAAAACAGCUUCUUGUAUUGUAAAAUCUAAAAAGAAAAAUUCUCAACAUUCAGUAUCCCUUUGAAGACUAAAGGUGCCUUAUAUGUGGUAUACAGGUUUUACCUAAGGAAUGAGCUGAAUACCACUAAAUACUAUUAGGUACAAGGUUGUUUUUGUCUUUUCAAAAAAUAAAUAAGAACCUGAAUUGCCUAAAUUUGUGCCAUAAACCAUAUAUUUAAGAACCUGUUUAGGCUAACUUGGGAAAUUGCAGGUUCUUAGUUGCGGGUUUUUACGGUAUUCAAAGACCUUUUCUAUCGCACUUUCAUGUGUUACAAUCCUUAAAAAUGUAUCAAAAUAUUUUCAAAGGACAAAUUCUUUCCCAAUGUAAACAAUAAAUCCUACCCAGUUAUGCGUUAUGUUUAAAUUUAUUGAGAAAACCGGCAUCAAGCAUAAUUUAAAGUAGAUGAUAAUUCAAACUUAUUUUUUAGCCGCAUAAUAUGUUUAGCAUUGUGUUAUGUUGGGGUCGCGGGCCUAGUACGCACCAGUACGCAGUUCGUGAAUAAAAAAAUGUCCAAGAUAAAUAAGCAAAGCAAAAAUAGAAAAACAAAGCAAAGGAAUAGUGGGUAAUUAACUAAGGGAUAGGUGAAAAACGGUGAAAAUGUUCACUAUGUAACUCUUUUUUGUCAGUCAUUUCUGGACGAGUUGGGCAUACCGUAUUUCCUCGAAUAAUAGCCAGGGGCGAUUAUUUCUUUUUUGGCACAAAAAGGGGGCGAUUAUUCGUGGGAAGGCGCAUAUUCGAGGGAGGCGAUCAUUUCAAGUAUUGUUCACUGGAAGUCGUGCCCUAAAUAUUUUGUUUUAUUUUCCCAUUAAACCAAAAAAUAAUCACAUCAAUCAAACUGAACAUGGGCUUUUUAACUGUUCCAAAUUUAGUCCCUUGUUAAUUUUCAGAGCUUGAAUCGUCACUGAUCAGUUUUGCUGGAUCACAUCGUACUUCAACUUUACAGGGAGGAGAUAAAGGAAGAGAAGAUGGCGAGAGGGGCGAUUAUUUUAAGUAUUUCCGUCAAUGGCGGGCGAUUAAUCGAGGGACGGCUAUUAUUCGAGGAAAUACGGUGAAAGUGUCCCGUUUUUCUACGUAAGACGCACUUAACAGAAGACGUUAUUUAAUGUCGUGAGACGUUAAAUGCGCCUGUCUUCUUUACCGUUUUUACACUAUCUACGUCCCUAGACUUUUACGGGAAACAACAUCGUCCAUCAUCCGCAAACUAUAAAGGAGUUAGAAUGGUCUUGUUCAGCGCAACUAACAACCACAGAGACAUCCUGAUUAGUGGUUGAAUAGCAAGACUAUUAGAAAAUGUCAUUUUGUAGUAAGUAGCUAAAAAAGGCUCUUUAAGCCUCUAAACAAUUUUGUACCGGAUGAUUCAUAAUGUUUUGGUAGUAUUUAGUUAAGCCGAGACAACGUGAAA
Molecule: messenger RNA, 30233 nt
Organism: Porites evermanni
Lineage: Eukaryota; Metazoa; Cnidaria; Anthozoa; Scleractinia; Poritidae
Source: the annotation of a GenBank genome assembly